GAGUGGCUCGUCUGACAAAACAGAGGGAGGAGGAGGAGGCAUACUGGCAGUACCAUCACUGGACAACACAGAAGCCACCAGCUAGUUUACACAGACCAUAAACAUUCGUGAGUGAUAGCACAGACUUAUGCUACUGCUGGACAGUGACCGAAAGACCAGAAUGCUACAAAAUGCGAAGAGGCUUUGAAUCUGGAAAUCAAUGGACUUUCAGCAAUAAACAAAAGUAGUUUAAAUGUGGCCAGAUAGGACAGGUGUUGACAAUCGACUCUGACAUCCUCAGCUAAGUUUUGACCAGUUUUCCAGCUGUAUACAAGGUUGCUUUACCUGUCAACCAAACACAGCUUUCGCGAAGGCUUUUUAAAAGAGUGUUGCUGUUUAAAUAUGUUGAAAAGUACGGGCUAGUUUUCCCCGCAGGAUAACUAUUCAACCAGGGUGAUGGUGUUGACAGAAAUGGCAUUUGUUUAUCCAGAAAGCCAACAAUUUUGCAUUUCGUCAAGCCACUAUUAGAUCAGCAGGACUAUAAUCAACCAUGAGGAAACUGCAGACUCUGUUGCUGCUGUUUUGUCUGCAUAUGGUCACGAGCCGUAAAGUGCAAAUUCCAGAAACGGAGCUGCUGGAAUGGGGGGAGAGUGAUAAUGAGGAGAGUGUGUCUCCCCAAGGGGCCAGUCCCCGGAUUUUAAACCCCCUGCGUCUCUUCGCCAGGGGAUCUCCUGGACUCAAAAACAACAUGAGGGAAAUGACAUAUUUAGAAAACAUGGAGGACUUCUGGGACUGGUUAUCUAACCAGACAGAUGUUCAGGAGAUGCAAACGAGAACUAAACGGAGGCCCAUCGUGAAGACUGGGAAAUUCAAAAAGAUGUUUGGCUGGGGCGAUUUCCACUCCAACAUUAAGACCGUGAAACUAAACCUGCUCAUCACGGGCAAGAUAGUGGACCAUGGAAACGGCACAUUUAGUGUGUACUUUCGGCACAACUCCACCGGGUUGGGCAAUGUGUCUGUGAGCUUGGUGCCCCCGUCCAAGGUGGUGGAGUUUGAGUUUGCCCCGCAGUCCACCCUCGUCACCAAGGACACCAAAUCUUUCAACUGUCGCAUUGAGUAUGAGAAAACAGACCGCAACAAGAAGACUACUUUGUGCAGCCUAGACCCUGCCAAGGUGUGCUACCAAGAACAGACCCAGAGUCAUGUAUCCUGGCUCUGUUCUAAGCCCUUUAAGGUCAUAUGCAUCUACAUUGCCUUCUAUAGCGUGGACUAUAAACUGGUCCAAAAGGUGUGCCCUGACUACAAUUACCACAGUGACACGCCAUACUCCUCCACAGGAUGAUGUUGGUGUUGUGUGAUGGCUGCCGCCUAAUAGUAGCUUGGAGAGAACCUGGGUGAACCGCCACGACCCUGAAACAUCAUCAGCACCAUGUGUUCUCCUCAAUUCGAGGGCAAUUAAAAUUGACCAGAUGUUUUUUAUUAGGCUAGACCACAGGCAUGUGUUCGUAGAUUAAAAAUGGGCUUUUCUGCCAGUAGACCUUCAAAACAACAUUGACACCAAGUACAUGCUUAUUUCAGAGUAUUAUGGAGCCGUUCUAGAGGAGGAAAUAGUGACUUUGAAAACAUUGGUCUGCUUCUGUGGAGUUUUUUCCUGAAAGGCUUUCCCCAUAAUAUUAUAAUAGUCAUCACCCUUACCUCUUUCAUGUAAAGUAUUAGCUAUGAAAUUCCCAAGGGUCAAAAGCACUUAGGGAAUAGGAACAUUAGAUUAUCUGUGUCAUUCUGGUCUGAUUUCAUAGUGUUCAGAAUUCAUUUUCACCAAUAUUGCUGUAAAGCUUUGGAAUCCUAUGAAGUCACUAUUACCAUUAGAUAUAUAACCUUGGAGUUUAUCCUGUUCAAACAGUGCAACACUCGUUGUUUUCCACUGCGCCUUCAGCAGGAUAUUGCCGGGGUUUUCAUAAAAGACCCUACAUGCAAGGAGUUUCAGGUGUCUCACAAGGGCACAAUUCACAGGACAGGUGGAUUUAGUGAAUCUGGCAGCCAAUUAACAAUGCUUUGUCAUGGUUCUGCCACUGGGCCUGACAUUUCCAGGCUUUAAUUAACAUUAAUUAUACUGGGAAAUUUCACUUACACACCAUGACUGAGGCAGCCCAAGCCAAAAAAAUUAAAUUUAGUGUAUCACUCAUGUAGAAACGCUGCAUAAUGUGAGCUUAAAGCAAGCCUUAUGCUGUCACUGUCGACCAGUUAAGCACCCCAAAUAGGGGCAGGUUAUUGAGAAAUGGGUAAAAAAAACAAUUCUGCUAAUGGGUAAUUUCUUUUUCUGUGCAUCUUUAGAAGUGAAAAUCAUAUUGUAGUGUUUGCAGUGUAGCAUUCUAGUCAGUUAGUCAGUACAAACUGGCCACACAGUGAAAUCAACCAGAGCUUGGGAUUCUCAGGUUCUGAACCCACAAUGCCAAAAGGAGAGAUUAUUGUUUGUUCAGUUAAAGGUGGCUUAACACAUUAGCAGGCCAAGACCAAGUGCCGUGAAUCAAAAGCAAGUCAAUCAUUUCAGUCAUGGAAAAUCAAAUUAGUUGUCUGUGAGCUUUGCUUUACCCCUGGUGUUUAUCUCUUGAAAAUGCAAAUGGCCCUCACAAACAGCAGUAAAAUGGUUUCUCAUCGCCUGUUAUAACAUUCAGUCCUUAACCUUCUUUGUGCAAUUCAGUGUGUGGUGUGUGCAUUGAAAUAACAAAACUGUGUUUACACUUGCCUAUUAAGAUAAUGGGUAUUUAUUUUCAUUUCCAAAACAGAUAUAUAAAUGACUAUAUAAACUGGUAGAUAGCCUACUUUUGGUGUUUAAUAGUGAUAUAACAUAGAUGUAGACUCAUGAAGCUUAAUUGAAGAUGAAUAUAUUGCAUUAUUAUUUUUAUAUAUUGUGGUCAAUAGUAUGCCUUUAUUUCCUCCUGUUAUUCUAUUGUGGUCCUCAUCUCAGAAAAUAAUAUGUCCCAAUAUCUUGUGUCUGACCAGUAUACGUUUAGUCAUUUAAAACAGUAGGCCUGUACUGUUAUUUUGAAUACUGUUUAAAAAAAAAAAACAUAGUGACUGCCAUUGGAACAAAAUGAUAGCAAGCUGUUGUGAAAUGUAUUUUCAUAUUCUUGUUUUCGUACAUUGGGAACCUGUCUUUCGGGCCUCAUCUAGUACAGGUCAGUUCUGACAGGUAAUGUCUAGUGCUCUGUGCGUCACAUAAAGCAAAUGCAGUGUUGCCUUUGAGUAUGACAUUUCUUCUAUUACUUGCUAUGGAGCACUGCAUUGACUGCACACCACACAGACAAUUUAUUCUUUUAUGUUUCAUCUUAUCUUCUAUACGACUCAGUAAAUAACAAAUAAAAAUGGCAUUUCACAGUG
Molecule: messenger RNA, 3357 nt
Organism: Clupea harengus (Atlantic herring)
Lineage: Eukaryota; Metazoa; Chordata; Actinopteri; Clupeiformes; Clupeidae
Gene: nxph2a
Product: neurexophilin 2a
Molecular function (GO): signaling receptor binding
Source: RefSeq, a predicted model, not a curated record